Venustampulla echinocandica is the source of this 330-nucleotide messenger RNA. RefSeq names its product Translation protein. Bases 1 to 330 code for a protein of 109 amino acids. Gene Ontology annotation, cellular component: ribosome; cytosolic large ribosomal subunit. Gene Ontology annotation, biological process: cytoplasmic translation; ribosomal large subunit biogenesis. Lineage: Eukaryota; Fungi; Ascomycota; Leotiomycetes; Helotiales; Pleuroascaceae. Gene Ontology annotation, molecular function: structural constituent of ribosome. The record is from RefSeq and is a predicted model, not a curated record. The transcript is spliced from 5 exons.
AUGCCUACGGAAGCUGGACACCGCCUCUAUGUCAAGGGCCGACAUCUGAGCUACCAACGCGGCAAGCGCAACACAACCCCCGGCACCAGCUUGAUCAAGAUUGAGGGUGUGGAUGAUACCAAGGCAGCAACUUUCUACCUCGGAAAGAAGGUCGCUUUCGUCUACCGCGCGCAACGAGAGGUUAGAGGAUCCAAGAUCAGAGUUAUCUGGGGAAAGGUUACCAGACCACAUGGCAACUCCGGUGUAGUACGAGCACAGUUCAGACGCAACCUCCCCCCCAAGUCCUUCGGCGCAUCGGUUAGAGUUAUGCUGUACCCAUCCUCGAUAUAA